AUGAUAAGAUACUGCUCAAGAUUACUAUAUAGUGGUUGUUCAUCAUUCUCCACAACUGCUGCCGUUGCCGCUUCCACUACCACAACGGCAACGGCUACGGAAACGGCAACAGACACGAAAACAAAAGAUACCAAGAACAUGGUCGGCAUAUCAAAAGAAGAACUUAAUAGACAGUUGACAGAGAAUCAUCAGUUCCAACCAUAUAGAGUUAAUCAAGUAUGGAGUUGGCUGUAUAAUAAGGGUCAGCGCACAUUUGACAACUUCUCAAAUCUCAGCAAUGUACAGCGCGACACUUUGAACAAGCAUUAUCACAUCGAUUAUGGCACGGUUGAGAAGGAUCAAUUGUCAGUGGACGGCACACGCAAGAUGCUUAUCGGAUACGCUGGACAAGAGGUCGAGUCCGUGUUCAUACCCGAAGCUCGUCGCGGUACACUAUGCGUGUCGUCACAGGUCGGUUGCACAUUUGGCUGCACAUUCUGCUUCACUGGCACACAGAAGUUGGUGCGCAACCUGACAGCUGGCGAGAUAGUCGGCCAGGUCAUGAUGGCCCGCUCACUCAUGAACGACUUUGGCCACACGACAGAGAAGCGACUAUUGUCAAACGUUGUGUUUAUGGGUCAGGGUGAGCCGCUCUACAACUACCGCAACGUGUCGGCGGCGCUACGUAUCCUGACCGACCCGUCCGGACUGUCGCUGUCAAAGAGUCGCAUCACCGUGUCGACGUCGGGUGUCGUGCCUCUGAUCAGCCGGCUGGGCCAGGACUUCCCCGGCAUCGGUCUGGCCAUCUCUUUGCACGCAUCCAACAACAAGACACGCUCAGAGAUCGUGCCCAUCAACCAGCAGUGGCCCAUCGAGGAGCUGAUGCAGGCGUGUCGCGACUUCUCCACACUCAACACCAACAAGAUCACCAUCGAGUACGUGAUGCUGCGAGGCGUCAACGACUCUGAUGAAGACGCCAUCCAGCUUGCGAAGCUGAUAAGCACGUUCCCGUCACUUGUAAAUCUGAUACCGUUCAAUAGCUGGCCAGGCGCACCCUAUCAAUGCAGCACGACCGAACAGAUCAAGAGGUUUGCGGCUGUACUCGAUCGCGCCGGACUCAAAGUUACAGUUCGCCAACCACGUGGUCGUGACAUCCUAGCGGCAUGUGGACAACUCAAGACUGAGUCUGUCAAAAUCAAGAAGACUCUCCCUGGUCCACCAAGUCCUCUAGACUAG
This is a messenger RNA of Acytostelium subglobosum LB1, 1215 nucleotides long. RefSeq lists its product as hypothetical. The transcript has a single exon. Gene Ontology annotation, molecular function: RNA methyltransferase activity; iron-sulfur cluster binding. NCBI's taxonomy places the organism in Eukaryota, Evosea, Eumycetozoa, Acytosteliales, Acytosteliaceae. Gene Ontology annotation, biological process: tRNA methylation; rRNA base methylation. The coding region runs from base 1 to 1215 and encodes 404 amino acids. The record is from RefSeq and is a predicted model, not a curated record.